AUGCUCACCCACCUCCUCUCCUCUAUAACUGCCGGGAUCUUUCCACUCGCCCUCCCCGCCACCUUAUCCCCAUCCUUCCUCCUCGUCUUCUUCAUUGUUACGGCAGUCGUGUUCUUCCUGAUCACCCACCGGUCCAAUCCUGAAACCAAGCCUCGGUCCUGUCCUCCUCCAGCCCGGCCCCCCAUCCCCUGCCUGCCCCGGCUCCCCGUCCUGGGCAGCCUCCCGUGGCUGGGAGGAGGCCUCCCUGCACACCUCCUCUUCACCCAGCUGGCCCACAGGUACGGGUCUCUGUUUGCUCUCUAUCUGGGUCCUCAUUACACUGUGGUGGUAAACGACCAUCAACACGCCAAAGAAGUGCUGCUGCAGAGAGGCAGAGACUUCGCUGGACGACCGAGCAUGGUGACCACCAACCUGUUGACCAGGGGAGGCAAAGACAUCGCAUUUUCAGACUACUCUCCUCUCUGGAAGUCACAUCGUCGCCUUGUCCACAACUCGUUCACUCUGUUUGGAGAAGGAACCCGCCGACUGCAGGACAUCGUUCUGUCCUCUGUGGACAGUCUGUGUGCCGAGCUGUUGUCCAGUGGACGGCGUGGUUUUGACCCAUCUCCCGCGGUGACCAGGGCCGUCACCAACGUCGUGUGCACACUGGUGUUCGGUGCCACCUAUCGCCAUGGCGACACUGAGCUGCAGGAAGUGAUCCAAUACAAUGACGGCAUUGUGCAGACGAUUGCCAGAGGAGCGCUGGUGGACAUUUACCCCUGGAUGAAGGUCUUUCCUAACAAGUGUCUCAGUAAACUAAAGGAGUGUAUCGCCAUCAGAGACCGACUGCUGUCACACAAACUGGAGGAGCACAAGGCAUCACUCACUGACGGUGACCCCCGUGACCUUCUGGAUGCCUUGCUAAAGGGCCAGAUGGACAGCAGGCGAGGUAAAGAGUCACCUGGGCAGGAGGAUGAGACGAUAACUGACGACCAUGUCCUGAUGACAGCAGCUGAGGCUUUUGGAGCUGGAGUGGAGACGACAUCCACCACACUGCUGUGGAUCCUGGCUUAUCUGCUGCACCACCCGGAGGUCCAGGUGCGCGUGCAGAAGGAGCUGGACGAGCAUGUGGGCAGCGACCGGCAGGUCUGCGUGUCAGACCGCGGCCGGCUGCCCUACCUGGACUGUGUCAUCAACGAGGGCAUGAGGAUCCGACCGGUCAGCCCCGUGCUGAUCCCACACACCGCCAUGACUGACAGCAGUAUCGGAGUUCACUCUGUCAGUCGUGGGACCCGUGUUUUGGUAAACAUGUGGUCGAUUCACCACGACCCCCAACACUGGGACAAACCCGACCUGUUCAACCCAGAUCGCUUCCUCGACGACCAGGGCCAGAGGGUCACACCCUCCUGCUUCCUGCCGUUUGGGGCGGGACCUCGCGUCUGUGUCGGUGAAUCCUUGGCCAGGCUGGAGCUCUUUCUCUUCUUGUCCUCUCUGCUCCAGCGAAUGAGUUUCAGGCUGCCAGACGGGGCUUCCCCACCAAACCUGCAGGGGCGGCUAGGUGUGGUCUUGCAGCCAUUACCUUAUCAGGUUGUUGUCACUCCGAGGGCAGGUUCAGAAAAGUCUGAGUCUUCCAGUUGUAAUUACGACAUAGACGAUGAUAACUGCGUCCUGUUCUAA
Chelmon rostratus (copperband butterflyfish) is the source of this 1656-nucleotide messenger RNA. Its product is annotated as steroid 17-alpha-hydroxylase/17,20 lyase. Bases 1 to 1656 code for a protein of 551 amino acids. Lineage: Eukaryota; Metazoa; Chordata; Actinopteri; Chaetodontiformes; Chaetodontidae. The transcript is spliced from 11 exons. Gene Ontology annotation, biological process: progesterone metabolic process; hormone biosynthetic process. Gene Ontology annotation, molecular function: iron ion binding; heme binding; steroid 17-alpha-monooxygenase activity. The record is from RefSeq and is a predicted model, not a curated record.